Eptesicus fuscus (big brown bat) is the source of this 2124-nucleotide messenger RNA. It is a transcript of the gene SOCS4, whose product is annotated as suppressor of cytokine signaling 4. Gene Ontology annotation, molecular function: 1-phosphatidylinositol-3-kinase regulator activity. The record is from RefSeq and is a predicted model, not a curated record. Bases 374 to 1699 code for a protein of 441 amino acids. Gene Ontology annotation, cellular component: phosphatidylinositol 3-kinase complex. The transcript has 2 exons. Gene Ontology annotation, biological process: intracellular signal transduction; phosphatidylinositol phosphate biosynthetic process. Lineage: Eukaryota; Metazoa; Chordata; Mammalia; Chiroptera; Vespertilionidae.
AAAAAGCCGGCUGCCGGGGGCGUGAGGAAGAAAGGGAGGGAGCCCAACACGGAAGUGGGGGUAGCAUCUGGGGAGCAGACGGAGGCGGUGACCGCGACGUAAGAGACGGGAACCGGGCGCCGAGAGGUGGGAGCUUGCAGGAAGGCAACCGCCUUGGAAGACCUACAUGAGGUGCAGGAGUGGCUGGGCCUCCCUUCUCCACCUCAGCGAGCACCCAGACUGAUGGCGAUGGUGAUGGCGGCUGUUACUCGGACAGCCCCAAUUAAACUGCGCUCGGAGCGGUACAUCCAGAAAGUGCCCAGAAGAAACUUCCUGCCAGAAAAAUUGAAAAAGCAGUAUUUAUAACACUGGAAUUUUUGGAUAAUUUAUUAAAAUGGCAGAAAAUAGUGAAAGUAAUAGUAAAAAUUUAGAUGUCAGGCCCAAAACUAGUCGGAGUAGAAGUGCUGACAGAAAGGAUGGUUAUGUGUGGAGUGGAAAGAAGUUAUCUUGGUCAAAAAAGAGUGAAAAUUUUUCAGAUGCUGAAACAGUAAAUGUUAUAGAGAAAACUGAAGUUCCUUUACAGAGCCAAGAAAGAAAGCACAGCUGUUCAUCCAUCGAGUUGGAUUUAGAUCAUUCUUGUGGGCAUAGAUUUUUAGGCCGAUCUCUUAAACAGAAACUGCAAGAUGCUGUGGGGCAAUGCUUCCCAAUAAAGAAUUGUAGUAGUCGGCACUCUUCGGGGCUUCCAUCUAAAAGAAAAAUUCAUAUCAGUGAACUCAUGUUAGAUAAGUGUCCUUUCCCACCUCGAUCAGAUUUAGCCUUUAGGUGGCAUUUUAUUAAACGACACACUGCACCUAUAAACCCCAAACCAGAUGAAUUGAUAAGCACAGAUUUGUCUCAGAGUGAAUUGAGGGAUGGUCAGCUAAACCAAAGGAGAAACAUGGAAGAAGAGGUGAACUGCUUCUCACAUCCCAAUGUUCAGCCCUGUGUUAUAACCACCAACAGUGCUUCAUGUGGAGGUGGUCCUACGGCUGGCUCUUUGAUGAACCUGGUUUCAAAUAAUAGUAUAGAAGAUAGCGAUAUGGAUUCAGAUGAUGAAAUUACAACACUUUGCACAAGUUCCCGGAAAAGAAACAAACCCAAAUGGGAAAUGGAUGAAGAAAUCCUUCAGUUGGGAACAACUCCUAAGUACCACACCCAGAUUGAUUAUGUCCACUGUCUUGUACCAGACCUCCUUCAGAUCAAUAACAAUCCAUGUUACUGGGGAGUUAUGGAUAAAUAUGCAGCUGAAGCUCUCCUAGAAGGAAAACCAGAGGGUACCUUUUUACUUCGAGACUCAGCACAGGAAGACUAUUUAUUCUCUGUUAGUUUCAGACGCUAUAGUCGUUCUCUUCAUGCUAGGAUUGAACAGUGGAAUCACAACUUUAGCUUUGAUGCACAUGAUCCUUGUGUCUUCCAUUCUCCUGAUAUUACUGGGCUCCUAGAACAUUAUAAGGACCCAAGUGCCUGUAUGUUCUUUGAACCACUUUUAUCCACUCCCUUAAUUCGGACUUUCCCAUUUCCCCUACAGCAUAUAUGCAGAACAGUUAUUUGUAACUGUACAACUUAUGAUGGCAUUGAUGCCCUUCCAAUUCCUUCUUCUAUGAAAUUAUAUCUGAAGGAAUAUCACUAUAAAUCAAAAGUUAGAGUACUCAGGAUUGAUGCACCAAAACAACAAUUCUAGGUAAAGGGUAGGAACAUGGGAAUUUAAUAUCUUAUUUUUCUUAAUACUACUUUGAAUUUUUCUACAAGGGCAGUUAAGAGUCCGAAAUAAGCCUCUGCCCUAAAUUUUGCUUCCAGAUCUGUUUAUUUUUCUUAAAAUACACUAAUUGUUUAAGGUUACACACUAAGGGUUAAUGGGUAUUUUUGACCAAGUGGUUUUUGUUUUUAUUCUGUAGAGUAUAUACUUAAUUUUUUUUUCUUUUCUUAAUUGUAAUUUGCAUAAGAACCGGAGAUAUUUGAAAAUUGGUAGACACUGUAAAAACGGUUAAUAAUUUGUAUUUUGUUAUUUUCUUUAAAAAUAAUCCUACAUCCUUUCCUACAUGUAAAAUGCUUUGUUAACCUAUGCCAUUGGCAUUCCUAUACAUAAAAUAUGGUUUCCACAUCCCC